AUGGUUGACAAAAGAGAGAAUGAUGAAAAGAGAAGGAAGAAGAAUGAUAGUGAACCUGGCUUGGACGCUGGGUAUUUUACUGGAUACGAGACGGAUGCUACAUCUACCAGGACUAAACUGAAGAAGAAGAAAACAAAGAUAAAAAAGGUGUCCGGGGAUGGCUACGAAACGGACGAUGGUAGCAGUCAUCCCCCUCUGCGUAAAUCCAAAUCAAAAUCGCGUUUCUUCAAAUUGGGGAAUAGGUCGAAGCCAAAUGUCGAUGAGGACGAAUCAACACAGGCACCUGCUGAAGUUCCUCCUCCUCCUCCUUUGCCAGCACCUGCGUUUCGUCUUCCUAUCGCUGCCAUGUUUGCUACGACGUUGAACUUGAAUGUUGAGAACGCCGUACUUGAACCUCCAAUUGGCCCUCUUGGAUUCUCCAGACCUCAAAGUCCAACCGUCGCGUCCAUGUCCCCUUCUUUGGCAUCAUCUGAAUCUGCUACAAUACUACAGAAUCAGAAGAACGGGUAUGAUGUAGAAUCGCUCGUUGGUGUCCAUGAGCCGUCCAUAAUGGCUGUCAAUACUACUAGUAGCAGCCCAAGCAAACGCACUAUCAUUCGUUUCGCUAGCGACAGCAGUGAUAAUCAUGGGACCACCAGUUCGAGCAACGGUCAUUCAUUCCUCUCCAGGCUCACAAAUGUCUCUUCGAGCUCAGCGUCGACCACGGGGUCGGUGACUUCUCCAAAUUUGAAGUCAUUAAACAUCUCGUAUCCUCUCACGCGUUCGCCUUCUCCGCCUUCUCCUCCUUUCAAAACUCAGCCUAUGGUUGCUCCAACGUCUGGCCUCGACAGGUCAAACACGAAACGCGCACCACGACCGCUCUUUUUAAAUCGUAUACCCUCAAGUCAGAAAAAAUCCACUUCCAACUCCGGUGACAAUUCGCCUUCUGAUUGGUCCCCUGCGGGCUCUCCAUUUGUGGUAUUGACUCCCAAUCCAGCUAGUUCUUCAGCUUCCGGUGGUCGGCCAGGAAUGACUUCUGCAACUUCUGGGAGCACAAACAGCGCCAACACCGUCACUCGUUUACAUAUACCUUCUCCCCUGCUUUUACGUGCUCGCGACUUAUCUCCUGCGGGCUCUUACAGAGAUAUCAUGCCUUCCACAGACUUCGUAGUUCCCUCCCCUUCAAAUGAUGUUUUCGUGCCUCCCAACAGUCUAGGCCAUUAUGAUAUUCCUCCGCCCAGCCCUCCACCCACCGUCCCUCUUCCUGAUGUACCGACUAAUCCUGAACAGUGGCGUGGUCGAGGCCAGGGCUCUGAGGCUGGACAUCAGCCUCACCUUACUGUCGACCCUUCUAUUCGAUCUUCUUCACCUUCUAAUCCGCCUCAGCGUGGCCGAGUUUCACCUUUUCCAACUCGGCCUGUUCAGUCGAAUGGAAUUGCCACUGUACACACAGUUCCGAGCCGUGGAUUCGAGAGUCGAGUGCGCGUGAACAGAUAUCGAGGGAUAUAUGCUAUGCCACCGCCUGCUGGUGGGUGGAAAAAUAACUUUUCCAAAGAUUCUGGGUACGCUUCCAGCCCUGAGGCAUCUAGUUCCAAGCGCCAUGCUCGAAAAAGCACGAAUGUCGGGAUUCACAUUGAACAGCCUAGCGAUAGCGAAGAUGAUCCUGGUUCUGAUGCAGACUUGAGGAAUGUCAUACAAGGAUUCACGGACGGUGGACGGAGUGCUUCUGCGACGGGCCAUGAACGUGAUGUUGAGCCAGAGGCAGCUCUAGACCGUCGAAGGUCAUUAGAGGCUCUGCAAAACUACUAUAAUUCCUACGACAUCGGCUCAACACGGAAAAAGAGUCCUACCCGCCAAAUUUCUCCUCGGCCUUCAUUUAGCCGUUCCGCGUCCGAGGAAGACUUAUCCGACGACAGGUCUCGGUACACUUCGGACGACAAACACUCCAUGUACAAGACAAACAACGCAAGCCAGGCGCGAAGUCUUGCAAGCGGGUGGGCUGACGACCAUCGGUGGAGUAUGAGUGUCGACGGCGAAAGUCGAGCGAGCUUCAUGGAUGCUGAAAAAAGUGACGAAGCUCGGGAACGUUUCAUCAGACGGAUUGAGGGAAUGUUUGAUCAGAAUGGGAGAGAGCUUCCACCCAAUCUUGGCACUGGCAGAAAUGCAAUCAUUCCUCCUGUACCAAAACUUCCUCAGGGAUUGCAGGGCAGUUCGUCGAAAACUUGGAUUUGA
Messenger RNA from Lentinula edodes (shiitake mushroom), 2211 nucleotides. RefSeq lists its product as uncharacterized. The record is from RefSeq and is a predicted model, not a curated record. The coding region runs from base 1 to 2211 and encodes 736 amino acids. The transcript has 2 exons. Lineage: Eukaryota; Fungi; Basidiomycota; Agaricomycetes; Agaricales; Omphalotaceae.